Sarcophilus harrisii (Tasmanian devil) is the source of this 4794-nucleotide messenger RNA. It is a transcript of the gene IWS1, whose product is annotated as interacts with SUPT6H, CTD assembly factor 1. The transcript has 14 exons. Gene Ontology annotation, biological process: poly(A)+ mRNA export from nucleus. The coding region runs from base 357 to 3050 and encodes 897 amino acids. NCBI's taxonomy places the organism in Eukaryota, Metazoa, Chordata, Mammalia, Dasyuromorphia, Dasyuridae. Gene Ontology annotation, cellular component: nucleus. The record is from RefSeq and is a predicted model, not a curated record.
UGGAUCCCUUUGAGGGUCUUGGGCAGGCGCCAUUUUGGUCACGGAGGUGCUGCUGGGAAGCCUCUCUCCCGCCGGCUGGGGGAUAAAUCACGCUAGGCCGGGCCUAGGUACUACGGUCGGCUCUUCCCGGGGCUCCCGGCCACCUCCCCACCCCCUCACCGUCCCUCCUUGCUGCUGGCCGCUGGGAUCCACCCACCCACCUCCAUUCGGGGUCCGGUAGGAGGCUUCCCGAGCCCCAAGCAAGGGCGGGUAGAGCCAGGAGGGGAGGGGGUUGAUAGCGGAGAGAAGGCUGGGGGCGCGCCGCGGGAGGCCCGGAGCCUCCCGGUCCAGGCGCCCACCUCGGGCCCGGGACCGCCAUGGAGAUGGAAUAUUACAGCGGCGACCAGUCAGAUGAUGGUGGAGCUACCCCAGUACAGGAUGAACGGGAUUCAGGGUCAGAAGUUGAAGAUGAUGUAAUUGAGCAGCACUCUGGAUCAGACAAUGGAAGUUUAGAGCAUCAUUCAGAGAAUGAUCAUAGUGAUAGAGAAGAUGAUGGACGUAUUAAAAGACAUCAUAUGACAGAUUCAGAAAAUGAGGAUCUUACAAAUCACAAUGUUAGCGACUCUGAAAAUGAGGAGCUUCAUAGAAAUAAGUACAGUGACUCUGACACCGAAGACCAGCCAGAUCCUCCAGUAAGUGACUCUGAAAAUGAGGACCUGAAUCAUCCCUCAAGUGACUCUGAAAAUGAUGAGCCCCAGAAGCUGCCUGCUAGUGACUCUGAAAAUGAAGAACCUCUCAAUGGGCAUGCAAGUGACUCAGAGAAUGAGUAUGCCCCUAAGAUUCCUGCUAGUGACUCUGAGAACGAGGAAUUUCAGAAAGGCAUUGAUAGCGAUUCAGAUGUUGAAGAGCCCCAUAAAGAUCCUGCUAGUGACUCGGAGGCUGAUGAGUCCCAGAAAGGUCCUGCCAGUGACUCAGAAGCUGAUGAAUCCCGGAAAGGUCCUGCCAGCGACUCAGAAGUUGAUGAGCCCAGGAAAGGUCCUCCUAGUGACUCUGAAGCUGAUGAACCCAGGAAAGGUCUUGCCAGUGACUCUGAAGCUGAUGAAUCCCGAAAAGGUGGUGCCAGUGACUCUGAAGCUGAUGAACCCAGGAAAGGUCUUGCCAGUGACUCUGAAGCUGAUGAAUCCCGAAAAGGUGGUGCCAGUGACUCUGAAGCUGAUGAGCCCAGGAAAGUUCUUGCUAGUGACUCAGAAGUUGAUGAACCCAGGAAAGGUCCCAUCAGUGAUUCGGAUGCUGAUGAGCCCAGGAAAGGUCCAGCCAGUGACUCGGAAGUUGAUGAGCCCAGGAAAGAUCCUGCUAGCGAUUCAGAAGCUGAAGAACCCCAAAAAGGCCCUGCCAGUGACUCGGAAGCUGAUGAGCCCCAAAAGGGCCGUGCUAGUGACUCAGAAGCUGAGGAGGCUCCUAAAGUUGCUACUGACUCUGAAAAUGAGGAGGUCCCAAAGCGCCAGCCAAGUGACUCUGAAAGUGAGGGGCUUCAGAAAGCCCAUGCCAGUGAUUCUGAAAAUGAAAAUUCCUCUAAACAAAAACAGAAGAUUGAAUCAGAUGAUAGUGACAGAGAGAACAGACGGGAUAAAGGGAAAUUACAGAAUGACUCUUUUCAUUCAGGUAACCAUCCAGAGGAAAAAAUAUUUCACAGUUCUGACAGUGAAGAUGAAGCACCUAAAAGACAGAAAAUGGAUAGUGAAGAGGAUGAAGAGAAGGAGGAAGAGAAAGUAGUAAAGAGGAAAGCUGCUAUCCUUUCUGAUAGUGAAGAUGAAGAGAAAGCACCUGCAAAGAAAGGGCGCAUCGUCUCUGAUGCAGAAGACUCUGACAGUGAUGCUGCAUCAGAAAAAUCUGCUAAAAGACAGAAAAAGGCUGUAGCAUCAGAGAGUGAAGAAGAAGAAGCAGGGAAGGAAGAGAUUGGCAAGAAAAGUGAAGAGAAAGAUCUGUUUGGGAGUGACAGUGAUUCAGGAAAUGAAGAGGAGAACUUGAUAGCAGAUAUAUUUGGAGAAUCUGGUGAUGAAGAGGAAGAAGAAUUUACUGGUUUUAACCAAGAAGAUUUGGAAGAAGAAAAAAAUGAAACACAAGUUAAAGAGGCAGCAGAUGAUUCAGAUUCUGAUGAUAACAUAAAAAGAGGAAAACAUAUGGACUUCAUGUCAGAUUUUGAGAUGAUGCUGCAGCGUAAGAAGAGCAUGAGUGGAAAGCGCAGGCGAAAUCGUGAUGGUGGAACUUUUAUUAGUGAUGCAGAUGAUGUAGUUAGUGCCAUGAUUGUUAAGAUGAAUGAAGCAGCUGAGGAAGAUAGGCAAUUGAACAAUCAAAAAAAGCCAGCACUGAAGAAGCUAACUUUGCUACCUACUGUUGUUAUGCAUCUUAAAAAGCAGGAUCUUAAAGAAACUUUUAUUGAUAGUGGUGUAAUGUCUGCCAUCAAAGAGUGGCUUUCACCUUUACCAGAUAGGAGUUUGCCAGCGCUGAAGAUUCGGGAGGAACUGUUAAAGAUCCUACAAGAGCUACCUAGUGUGAGCCAGGAGACCCUGAAGCACAGUGGUAUUGGACGGGCAGUGAUGUAUCUUUAUAAGCAUCCCAAGGAAUCAAGACCCAACAAAGACAUGGCAGGAAAAUUGAUCAAUGAGUGGUCUCGACCCAUCUUUGGCCUCACCUCUAACUACAAAGGGAUGACUAGAGAGGAGAGGGAACAGAGAGAUCUGGAACAAAUGCCUCAGCGUAGACGAAUGAACAGUUCUGGUGGUCAGACACCACGAAGAGAUUUGGAAAAGGUGUUGACAGGAGAAGAAAAAGCUCUUAGACCUGGAGACCCUGGCUUUUGUGCUCGUGCCAGGGUACCAAUGCCCUCCAACAAGGAUUAUGUUGUCAGACCUAAGUGGAAUGUGGAAGUAGAAUCAUCAAGGCCUGGUAUUCUUAGAAAAGGUCUAAGCCGCUUGGAAAAACACAAGAGGCGAUUUGCAGAGCAGAAACGACUCAGCAAAAUGCAUCGAGCUGUCAAGUUCAGCAUUGAAGGCAACAGGAUGCCCUUGUAAUCAGAGAGGUAUCUCUGAGGAAGUGUGAAUCUCUGCAUGUGCUUUAGCUAAUAGUAUUUAUGGAGUGAAGAUCACAUUCACAUCUUAACCAGGAAUGCCAAGCUUUGUCAUUUGUGAUUAUGACCUUAACAUAUAUUUUAUGAAAUUCAAAUAUCUUUGAAAUUGUCAUCUUAGACUAGAGAUUUCAAGUGCCUUUCAGAAUGAUUUUGUUCAAAUCAUGCUUUUUGAGUCUCUUGAGUGGUAACAAGAGAGGUGGUAACUCAUUCAAAAUCAUAAACUCAGAAACUACUUUUUAAAAAACUUCUGUUAUGUCUUACUGAGAUGUACACCCAGUCCUUUUCUAUAAACAUAAAAGGAUACCUAAUAGGACCCAAAACUCUUCUUUCCUCCCCCUCUUUACUUCAUCUCCCUUUCUCAGCAUCUUUUCAUUUCUCCUUCCCUACAGCCUUUUUCCUAACUCCCUUAUCCCUGUUUCUUUCUGUCUCCUUCAUCCCCCUUUUUCCCCUCUCUUAAAAUCCAAAAUCUUGUACUUCUGAAUUUUUGCUCUCCUACUGUUAUUAGCUCUCUCAGUUGCUGCCAUCUAGUGUCAAAUUUGAGAACUAUAAUAUGCCUGAAGAAGAAGAAAUCCAUUUUAUUCACUCAUCCUACAUGAAAUGUAUCUUCUUUGUUGGUCAAGAUUCAUUUAGUGUUUCAGUUUCAUUAGAUUAAGAUGAAUUGCUAUAUAGUCUGUGCCUUUAAAAAAUUUACUGUAUAGGAGGGAUCAUAGAACUUUAGAGCUGGACCUCAGAGAAUCUUAGUCUACGGGUUAACUUUUUUUGUGUCAUGGACUUCCUUUGUUACUCUGGUGAAAACUAUGACCCUUUCAUAGAUAACAUUCUAUAAACAUAUAAAAUUAUGAAGGAAGAUCAGUUCUGUUGAUUUGAAGUAGUCAUAAAAAAAUUUUAAAAAGCCAAUUUACAAACCUCAGGAUAAGAACCCCUAACUAGUCUAAGUCCCUAAAUUUAUAGAUGAGUUCAGAGAGGUUAUGAGACUUGCUAAAAGUCAUGUGCAGGUUAGUGCUGUAGGCCAAAAGAUAUUUAAGCAGACACACAAUAUCUCUUUGGAUAAAGGACAAUUAGAGAUUGAUAAUAAAAGUUAAAAUUUUAUAAUUUAUAGUGGUAAAUCUGGAUUUGUCCAUUAUAUCAGACUAUUUAAGGAGUCUUAAGUCCCUUCAAUUAAGAAGUUUCUUUUUUCCUUUUUCUUUGAAAAUAUUCUUGCAUCUAAAGCAAGUUAGAAUAAUUAUUACUCAUUUCUUACUUUUUCAGAUUCUGUCAGCUUGUUGCUAUUUUCUACCCCCUUAGGUAUAAUAUGCCCCCAUUAUCUUGUAAGAUCCUUUCAUGCUCAAUUUUCUGUGGGAUUAUAAGUUUGAAGUGGUUUUAGUAUGUAGCUUAAUUUUAUUCAAAUAGAAUAGGACAGGAUUCUUCUUUUUUUCCCCCCUUCUUUUUACAUGAUUUUUUACCUUAGAAAAUUUUCCCUGUACUAAGUAACAAUAAAUAGGCAUCAGUACUAAACAUUCUUUUAACUCUAAUGCAAUAGCAUAUGUACGUGAAUUGUUAUUACCACUUGCUGUGCAUAUUUGUUGUGCUAGUCCUUAGCCCACCAAAGUAUCUUGUUGAUAUUAUAGAUCUAAUUAAUUUGAUUGUUGUAUUUCCAUUGCCAGAAGACAGAACUGGGUGUGUUUCAUUUCUGCUCUCUUUUCUUAACU